AGCUUGGUGGUGAAGUACAGUAGUAAGCUGUCGUUCAGAUCAACAAGCCACUAUCUUGGAAGCAGUUUGAUAAACACUCACUGUUCCUCAGUUGAUGUCAGUCGUUUUUAGCGAUUAACCGACACUAGCUAAACUAGCCAGCCACAUAACGUUAGAGGUUUGAUGACAUCGUCGGUUGAACUUUAAAAGACAAUUGGCUCGUUUUUCUAUCCAUUUCACAUCAGGCAAGUCGGUGACAACUGAACAGCCAACGAUCUUGUUUUUCAUUGGCUUAAUAUUUUCUAUACAAAACCGAGCUAGCUAGCGAGAACUUUUUUUUAAAUCGUUUAUUUGGCAACUUCUCACUAGUGCUAACGUUAGCAAACACUGUUUUUUUGCCAUUCAGAUCGACUUAUUUUUUUUUUCGCCAAGCAGCUCUUCGUUUUGUCAACAAGCCGCUUUUUCUCUCUCUUUCUCGAAGAACUGACGUUAAUUUACCUUAAAAACCGACGAUAUUUAGCAUUUAACAGUGUGCUUAAUAAAGAGGGCAAAGCAACCAUAGCAGUUGAAGAAGCGUUAGCGUCAGCUUUUACCAGCCAGCUAACCAAACCCUUCACUAGCUAACGUUACUUGAACCAUUUUACCAGUCCUAUAGAAACGUCUUUCACUGGUUGGUGCUGUAUUCAGGACAUUUAACUUUUAAAUUGCCCGUUUGAUAUACUGUAAGAGUAACUAUUUAACGUUAGCUAGCUCUCGGUUUAAAAAAAACAACAACCAGCAACUGACAGAACAGCAAGCCACCUGAGUGUUAGCAGGAGACCAGUGGUUGGACCUAAGGCGAGUUGUGAAUCCCUCAUCGGCUUCUUAUAUUAUUAUCAGUGUUAUUGUUGAAAAUGGCGGCGGUCGGAAUGGUGCAGAUGUUGAUCGAAGCAGCCGAGUACCUUGAGCGCAGGGAACGAGAAGCUGAACAUGGCUAUGCCUCCAUGCCACCCUUCAUCAGCAGCCAAGAGAGGGAAAGCUUAAAGAGGAAAAGCAAAAGCAAGAAAAACACAAGUAGCAGAGAUGUGUAUGGGGAGAUGAAAAAAUCUAGACGGGCACAUCUACGGCUCUGUUUAGAGCGCUUAAAGUCUCUCGUUCCCUUAGGACCAGAUGCUAACAGACACACCACUCUAAGCCUGCUGAUGAAAGCCAAAGAUCAUAUCAAGAGGUUGGAGGAGAGCGAUAGGAGAGCUCAGCACACCGUGGAGCAGCUACAGCGGGAGCGGAGACAUUUGAGGCGGCGUCUGGAGCAGCUAGGGGUGGAGAGGACCCGCAUGGACAGUACCGGCUCCACUGUGUCUUUGGACAAGUCUGACUCUGACCAAGAGGACCUGGAUGUGGACGUGGAGGGGACGGACUACCUGCUGGGUGACCUGGAGUGGAGCACCAGCAGUGUUAGCGACUCGGGCGACGAGCGGGGCAGCCUGCGCAGCAGCUGCAGCGACGAAGGCUACUCCAGCGCCAGCCUGCUGCUGCUGCUGGACACUCAGGAGAGGGCCAAGCAGCUGGGCUGCAGCCUAUAGACAGCACUAGGCAGCACAACUCCCCCCCCACCCUCAGCCACUCCCGUCCCAAUAUUGCCUCCCCACUCCAUAAUCCCACUCUGACUUCCCCCUCGCCCCUCUGUCCAUCCCUGCUGUGACUGACCAAGUCGGAGGCCUCUCUUCCAGCCAGGCCUCUGCAGACUUCCCGUUCCCACCAGACUGCAACACCCCUGAGAAACCUGCCCGCAUCCAGCCCAUCAGCAGCGGUCAGUCUUUUAGGGUGUUGCCCGCCCCACACCAGUUAAAGACACUCCACCCAUCUCUCCGUCCAUCCAUCACGAACACAACUUUCAGCCACACAAUGUCCCACUGCCUCUUUUUCUAUGCCUCAAGAGUCAUUGGAACCACUUGAGAGAUCACCCUUACUUCUUUCACACACACACACACACCCAACAACACACACACACACACAUACACACACACACACCUACCUUCCUUCAUUGCUCUUAGUUGUCCGGUGACACCGAGUCCUUCCAAAGGUGUGGCACUGACAUGAUCACCAACCAGGUAACCAUCUGUGCAUGGUAUUUAGCACUUACAAUCGCAUUUAUUUAUUUUCAAUUAUUUUAAUGCUGACUCUUGGAAACUUAAAGGGCACCCACUACAGCAGUAAUGUUACAAGAUGAAGUGAGCGUUUAAAACGCAUGCCACGUGUCUGCCUGUGCCGGGGGGUGCAGCAGAUUUUAGGGGACACUAAAAGUAAAACUGUGUGUGUGUGUGUGUGUGUGUGUGUGUGUUAAACUGUCGGGGGCCGAGCACAAUGCGUCCCUGAGCCCCCAGGCAGUGGCAGGCUACUAACCAACCUGUCCACAACUGCUAUUCAGAGGGAAAAGUAACA
Messenger RNA from Etheostoma cragini (Arkansas darter), 2400 nucleotides. It is a transcript of the gene mxd1, whose product is annotated as MAX dimerization protein 1. The record is from RefSeq and is a predicted model, not a curated record. The coding region runs from base 873 to 1541 and encodes 222 amino acids. Gene Ontology annotation, biological process: regulation of transcription by RNA polymerase II. Gene Ontology annotation, molecular function: RNA polymerase II cis-regulatory region sequence-specific DNA binding; DNA-binding transcription factor activity, RNA polymerase II-specific; protein dimerization activity. The transcript is spliced from 7 exons. Lineage: Eukaryota; Metazoa; Chordata; Actinopteri; Perciformes; Percidae.